AGCACGUGACCCGUGACGUUCCGGCAGUCCAACAUGGCGGCGGCCUUACUGAGGGUGUUCGUCUGCAGGACCAGCGGCAGAAUUUGCAGUGGGAGCUGGGGCCAGCAGCGCUCUCUGAACACUGGCCAUGGUUCUCGUCUCCGCCCCCGGCCAAUCACAGUCCUGCUUGUGACAGGAAGUGGUUACCUUGGUUACCACUUCUAUCGCAAGGGGGGUCAGGAAGAGGAUGGAACUCUGCCUUCUUUGGCCACGCCCACGCAGGUGGCGCUGUACAGCUCCCUCCCCACCCGGCUGCUGUCUCGGGGGUGGGGCCGUCUGAAUGGGGUGGAGCUGCCCUCCUGGCUCCGGACGCCCGUCCUCUCUCUUUACAUCUGGACCUUUGGAGUCAACAUGGAGGAAGCCGCCGAACAAGAUUUGCAUCAAUACAAAAAUUUAGGGGAAUUUUUUCGUCGCCGUCUGAAACCAGCAGUCCGGCCGCUCUGCGCCUCCUCCUGCCUGUUGUCUCCAGCUGAUGGGAAGAUCCUGCACUUUGGUAAAGUGAAGAACUCGGAGGUGGAGCAGGUGAAGGGGGUCACAUACAGCCUGGAGAACUUCCUGGGUCCUCAGAGGACGGAGAACACGGUUCCAGACUCGUCCCCGCUGUCCUUCAGGGACCGUCUGAUGUCCUCUCCGGAUCAUGACUUGUUCCACGUGGUGGUCUACCUGGCUCCAGGGGACUACCACUGCUUCCACUCUCCCACUGACUGGAGGGUGGAGCACCGACGCCACUUCCCAGGGUCCCUGCUGUCGGUCAGUCCGGGCGUGGCCCGCUGGGUCAGAGAGCUGUUCUGCCUUAACGAGCGGGUGGUUCUGAGCGGCCAAUGGCAGCACGGCUUCUUCUCCUACACGGCGGUUGGAGCCACCAACGUGGGAUCCAUCAGGAUCUACUUUGAUCAGGAGCUGCAGACCAACGCGCCUCGCUACAGGGAGGGCUCCUUCAACGACCGCAGCUACGUCUCCAGGGGUGGCGAGGCGGAUGGGGGCGUGGCCUUAAGGACGGGUGGCGAGGCGGAUGGGGGCGUGGCCUUAAGGACGGGUGGCGAGGCAGAUGGGGGCGUGGCCUUAAGGAGGGGCGACGCGGUGGGAGAGUUCAACCUGGGAUCCACCAUCGUUCUGCUCUUCGAGGCUCCCAAAGACUUCAGCUUCAGCCUGCAGCCCGGGCAGCCAAUCAGAGUAGGGGAGGGCCUCGGCAGCCUUCGCUUGGCUGAGGACACCCAGGGGGCGGAGCUUAAUCCAGCGCCGGUCUGAAGAGCAGUACAAAGGGAUUAUGGGAAAGGUGUGUCUCCACAGGAGGCGUGGCGUCUGUUUUCUUGUCAAAUAAUGAAGUGUCUGAUCUGUUCUUUAAUUUUGUAACAAAACAAAUAAAAGGCAAA
Salarias fasciatus (jewelled blenny) is the source of this 1412-nucleotide messenger RNA. It is a transcript of the gene pisd, whose product is annotated as phosphatidylserine decarboxylase. Gene Ontology annotation, biological process: phosphatidylethanolamine biosynthetic process. Gene Ontology annotation, cellular component: mitochondrion. The record is from RefSeq and is a predicted model, not a curated record. Gene Ontology annotation, molecular function: phosphatidylserine decarboxylase activity. NCBI's taxonomy places the organism in Eukaryota, Metazoa, Chordata, Actinopteri, Blenniiformes, Blenniidae. Bases 34 to 1287 code for a protein of 417 amino acids. The transcript has 9 exons.